AUGAGAACCUCUCACGACGUCGAGAAGGAGACGCACGCUGCUAUGCACAAAGAGCUUGCCGAAGAGACGGUCCAUGAGGCCGCUGAGCGUGGACACCAGGCUACUGAUCAAUAUGGCAACUCGCUCAUUCAGUUUGAUCCUAAGGCCGAGGCUAAAUUGCGCACAAAGAUCGACUUCAUGAUCAUUCCUACUGCUAUGUUGCUGUAUCUCUUUUGCUUCAUUGAUCGAGCCAACAUCGGAAACGCUAAAAUCGCAGGGCUCGAGAAAUCAAUCCACUUGAAGGGCUACGACUAUAAUGCUAUUUUGUCCGUGUUCUACAUCAGUUACAUCAUCUGCGAGAUUCCAGCGAACAUGUGCUGCAAAUGGCUCGGACCUGGUUGGUUUAUUCCUGGGAUCUCUCUGGCUUUCGGGCUUUGCUCUAUUGCUACUGCUUUCGUCCAUAAUUUCAGCCAAAUGUGUGCAGUCAGAUUCGUCCUCGGUAUCUUCGAGGCUGGUAUGCUUCCUGGAAUCGCCUACUACCUCUCCCGCUGGUACAGAAGAUCCGAGCUGGCCUGGAGGCUCGGUCUUUAUGUCGUGGCGGCACCUCUCGCUGGAGCCUUUGGAGGACUACUUGCUUCUGCUAUUUUGAAGUUGGACCACUUCGCUGGACUCAAGACAUGGAGAAUGAUCUUUGCUAUCGAGGGAAUCAUCACAGUGGGCCUUGCGGUCAUCUCCUUCUUCACUCUCACCGACAGACCUGCAACUGCCAGAUGGCUUUCUCAGGAGGAGAAGGACCUGGCUAUUUCUCGUGUCAAGUCCGAGAGAGUCGGAGCCACUGAAGUGCUGGACAAGUUCGAUCGCAAGAAGAUCUUCAGAGGCAUCUUCUCUCCUGUCACAUUGGGCACUUCGAUGAUCUUCCUUCUGAACAACGUUACCGUCCAAGGUCUUGCAUUUUUCGCACCUACCAUUGUUCGCACGAUCUACCCUCACCACACGGUGAUCAGCCAGCAGCUUCACACUGUCCCUCCUUACAUUGUCGGUGGCUUCUUCUGUCUGAUGUUCCCAUACAUCAGUUGGAAGACCGAUUGCCGUCUUCCAAUUCUGAUAUGCUCAGCUCCUCUGAUUAUCAUUGGAUAUAUCAUGUUCCUAGCCACCGAAACAGCCGCCGUCCGCUACGGAGCUACCUUCAUCAUCGCCUCUGGUGCAUUUGCAUUCGGAUCUCUUUCCAACGCCCAAGUCAGCGCGAACGUCGUCUCAGACACAGCACGCAGUUCCGCCAUCGGCACCAAUGUCAUGUUUGGCAACAUCGGUGGCUUGAUCGCCACUUGGUCGUUCCUUCCCUUUGAUGGACCUAACUACCACAUUGGCAAUGGUCUCAAUCUGGCCACCGCUAGUACUGGACUGUGUCUUUGCAUCCUGCUGUUGAUCUGGAUGAAGAGGGAUAACAAGAAGAGAGAUGGCAGAGAUGUGGAUCAGGAGUUGGCUGGUACUACUCUUCUUGAGCAGCAAGAUAUGGAUUGGAAGCAUCCUAGUUGGAGAUGGAGACCUUAA
Messenger RNA from Aureobasidium melanogenum CBS 110374, 1530 nucleotides. Its product is annotated as putative MFS transporter. Gene Ontology annotation, biological process: transmembrane transport. The transcript has 4 exons. Lineage: Eukaryota; Fungi; Ascomycota; Dothideomycetes; Dothideales; Saccotheciaceae. Bases 1 to 1530 code for a protein of 509 amino acids. Gene Ontology annotation, cellular component: membrane. The record is from RefSeq and is a predicted model, not a curated record. Gene Ontology annotation, molecular function: transmembrane transporter activity.